Messenger RNA from Bombina bombina (fire-bellied toad), 1804 nucleotides. Its product is annotated as zinc-binding protein A33. The transcript has 7 exons. The record is from RefSeq and is a predicted model, not a curated record. The coding region runs from base 47 to 1339 and encodes 430 amino acids. Lineage: Eukaryota; Metazoa; Chordata; Amphibia; Anura; Bombinatoridae. Gene Ontology annotation, molecular function: protein binding.
CUUGUGUUACCUUUCUUGGGGAAGCGUCUUGAAGUUGCACACAGCCAUGGCACGUGUGACGCCCUCUGAGUUCGGCCUUACUGAAGAGCUUACCUGUUCUGUGUGCUGCGAUCUGCUGAAUGAGCCAGUCAUGUUAGACUGCAUGCACCACUUCUGCAAGGCCUGCAUCCUACGCUUCUGGAGCUCCUCACAGCAGGACCCCUCAUGUCCGCACUGUCGCAGAGUCAUUCCCAACAGGUUCUUUCGGACCAAUCACCUUCUUCAAAAGGUGGUUGAACAAGUGAAAAAGUGCAGCACAUCAGACUACUACCGAAAAACCCAGAAAUAUCUCAAUGAUCUUCUGAAUGAAAAAGAAAAUCAGUCUUUAAAGCUGGGGCAGAUGAAGCGAGAAGCUGAGAAAAAGAUAAGUGAAGUGGAGGAAACUGGCAAGGAAAUCUGCCAACACAUUGCAGACGAGUUCAAGCACCUACGUGAGAUUUUAGCUAAGGAAGAGAAAGCAAUGCUGUCUGUGGUACAGGAGGAAGAGAGAGAUGCAGUGAGCUUGCUGCAGGAUGUGGUGCAGAAACUGGAGAAGCAGAUUAGCGAUCUGUCUGAGGAAAUGGUCUCAAUCUAUAGGACACAGAAAAAGACUGGAGAUUCCUUCUUUGUGGAGGCUGAAGCAGUAAAGAAAUGGAAGCCUUUGAGUAUAGACUCUUCAGUCCUGUUAAACCCUGACAUGUUUGACAGCGCAUGCAAGGGUCCAGUUCAGUACAUGGUGUGGCGCAGAAUGCUUAAAUCCAUUCACCCUGUCCCAGCACCUCUGACCUUUGACCCUGCCUCCGCUCACCCAAGCCUUAUAUUCUCUCAUGACUUUAGGAGUGUAAUGGAGAGCGAGAGACCUACCUCUAUUCCCAGUGCCGACAUGUCCCAUCGUUACUUGCAGAGCAUCAAUGUAUUGGCAUCGCAAAGCUUCAGCAGUGGACGUCACUACUGGGAGAUCUGGGUGGGCAAUAAGACAAAAUGGGAUGUGGGGUUAGCUUCUAGUACUGUGAAUCGUAAAAUCCGUGUCAAGUUGUCCCCAGAGAAUGGCUACUGGGCCAUUCGUCUGCGGGGUUAUCAGCAAUAUUGGGCUGCAUCUUGUCCCUGGACACCUCUUCAUGUAGAUACGCCUUUAAAAAAGAUUGGAGUUUAUUUGGAUUGUGGUGAGGAGCAAGUUUCAUUUUUCAAUGCUGACAACAUGACUCAUUUGUACACAUACAGGGGUAUUGAUGCAGACUGUUUCUAUCCUUUCUUCAGCACUUGUUUUAGAGAUGGACAAAAAAACUCAGAACCAAUGAGGAUAAAUCUCCUAAAUAUAUGAUCAGUGCUAAUAUUAUAACAGAUGACUGGUAAAAUCCCUGAUCGAUUUUAUAUCAAAAUCAACUUGGUCUCCUCUGUAAUUACAUUUCUCAAUGGUACCGCAAAUUGCUCUCGUCUUUAUGUAAAUAAGUUUAAUGAAAUCUUCCAUGGAAUGAUUUUAUUUUUUUUAAUUAGCAAUUUAUAUUUAGACAUAUCCAGAUAUUUUACAUUUUUGCUCCCAAAUUCUGUUUUGACAUUUCUUUUUCAGAUUUCCAUGUUUAAGAAGCUUAAGGGUUCUGGGAAUAGGGUGUCUAAGUUCUUUGGAUCUUCACAAUCACAAGUAGUGUAAUAAAAAUGGUUCAUGUUUCUGGCUAUUCCUUAUUCUGUGGGCAAAAAUGUUUAUUGUACUUUUUAAAUGUAAUUAAGUUAUUAGUGUUCUCAUACUGAUAUGAUUUAUUUAUUCAUAAUAAAAUUUAUAUUUGCUUCA